Messenger RNA from Bubalus bubalis (water buffalo), 754 nucleotides. Its product is annotated as elongation factor 1-beta-like. Lineage: Eukaryota; Metazoa; Chordata; Mammalia; Artiodactyla; Bovidae. Gene Ontology annotation, cellular component: cytosol. The transcript has a single exon. Gene Ontology annotation, biological process: translational elongation. Gene Ontology annotation, molecular function: guanyl-nucleotide exchange factor activity; translation elongation factor activity. The coding region runs from base 20 to 697 and encodes 225 amino acids. The record is from RefSeq and is a predicted model, not a curated record.
UUCUAGAUUAGUUGUCGCCAUGGGUUUUGGAGACUUGAAAAGCCCCGCUGGCCUCCAGGUGCUCAAUGACUACUUGGCGGACAAGAGUUACAUAGAGGGAUAUAUGUCAUCACAAGCAGAUGUGGCAGUAUUUGAAGCCGUCUCCGGCCCACCACCUGCUGACUUAUGUCAUGCCCUCCGUUGGUAUAAUCACAUCAAAUCUUAUGAGAAGGAAAAGGCCAGCCUGCCAGGAGUGAAGAAAGCUUUGGGCAAGUAUGGCCCUGCUAAUGUGGAAGACACCGCAGAAAGUGGAGCUACAGAUAGUAAAGAUGAUGAGCACAUGGAUCUCUUUGGAUCUGAUGAGGAGGAGGGAAGUGAAGAAGCCAAGAGGCUAAGAGAAGAACACCUUGCCCAGUAUGAGUCAAAGAAAGCCAGAAAACAAGCACUUGUCACCAAGUCUUCCAUCUUAUUAGAUGUGAAACCUUGGGAUGAUGAGACCGAUAUGGCAAAACUAGAGGAAUGUGUCAGAAGCAUUCAAGCAGAUGGCUUGGUCUGGGGCUCUUCUAAACUAGUUCCGGUUGGGUAUGGCAUUAAAAAACUUCAAACACAGUGUGUAAUUGAAGAUGACAAAGUUGGGACAGACAUGCUGGAGGAGCAGAUCACUGCUUUCGACGAGUAUGUACAGUUUAUGGAUGUGGCUGCAUUCAACAAGAUCUAAAAUCCAUCAUGGAUCAGUGCCCUUAAAUAAAAGUUUGAAAGACAAAAAAUAAAUAAA